AUGGUUUCCUGGUUUGCUCUAGUAGUCCGUCUAUACAUCAAAUACAUCCGACGCUCCAAACAAACCUUUGGAAAUGCCCAAACCAUGCGCAAAAGCCUCCACAAUCUCCAUCUCCACCCCCAAUCUUUCAACCCGCCAACCAACCCGGGCCACGACAUAACCAUCCACCGAGAAGACGUCAACGAAUGGCCAUUAUACCGAGUCUCCCCGCACCCUCCCCCUCCAGGUCCAACCCCCUCUCCAUCACCCUCCCGCGCAAUCCUCUACAUCCACGGCGGAGCAUUCUACCGCGAAAUCGACCCCUACCACUGGAAACUCACCAUCCACCUCGCGCGCUCAACCGGUCUAGACGUGCUAGUCCCCAUCUACCCCUUACUCCCGCGCCCCACAGCAACAGCACAUCAAGUCGUCGACGGCCUCCUCUCAAUCUGCCGCCUAACCCCUCACACCAUCGUAAACAUCACCGGCGACUCCGCAGGCGGCUGUCUCGCGCUCGCCACAACCCAACAUCUCGUUUCCACCUUCCCAGCCCUCGCCCUUACCCUCUCCUCUCUAAUCCUCAUCUCCCCCGUCCUCGAUCUAACCCUCUCACAUCCCGAAUGCGUGCGUCUCGACCACAUAGAUCCCUGGCUCGGCAUCGACGGGCUGCGCGUCCUCACCCCGCUGUGGGCUGCUGGAACGUCCGUUACAGAUCCGAUUGUGAGUCCGCUGUUUGGAGAUAUCGAGGGGCUUCCGCCCGUUUUGAUGCUCUCCGGUACACAUGAUUUGUUGAAUUCCGACGCCAGACGGCUUAGUGCUAAGGUUCUGGGGAAGAAUGGGAAUGCGGGGGAGUGGGUGGAUGAGAGGGAUUGGGUGGGAGGGAGUGUGAGGGUUGAGGAGCGGCGGUUUGUGUAUGUCGAGGAGGGGGGGAUGAUUCAUGAUUAUGCGCUGCUGCCGCAUCCGGAGGGGGAGCGGGCUAGGGGAUUGAUUGUGGAUUUUAUUUUGGGGAAUAUGGUUUGA
Molecule: messenger RNA, 999 nt
Organism: Periconia digitata
Lineage: Eukaryota; Fungi; Ascomycota; Dothideomycetes; Pleosporales; Periconiaceae
Source: the annotation of a GenBank genome assembly